AUGAAAAGAUUUUAUUGGGCCGAGCGAGUGUCAUUUAGGUUUAUUUCCAUUCUAAUUUUUUCUAUAAUACUUUUUACGUUCUUUUUUCAAUCCUGUUCCGCAGAUGAAAUAAAUUAUCAAGAAGAUCCUUCAUUCGAAGGAUUUCAAAUAAUACAAUAUGCUACAUAUAAUGAUGGAACGAUAUUACUUAGAAUUCGUCCUGAUGGUGAUGGGAAUUGUAGAGCAAGUGGUUUAUAUUUUCGUUUAAUAAGAACUGAUGGAACAAUUUCAAAUAUUGCUUUAAACAAUACUUCUAGUUAUAAUAUUUCUUCACAAAAUUAUUGUUUUGUAAAUAAUGAACUCGCCUUUACCUUAAGACCUUUGAUAAUGUCAAAACCGCAGAGGAUGACUUUAACUUGGUUAGCUGGCUAUGCAUUUCCCAUAAAUUUAAUUAGUAAUCCAACUGAUAGUGUACGAGUUUAUGGAAUUGCUACAAAUUAUAUAUUAAUUUCUUAUGAGUGUGGAGAUUUGACAAACAACCCUAGCGUUUGCGGACUUUUAUUGGACUGGAAUGGGAAUGUUUUAAGUUC
Messenger RNA from Dentiscutata heterogama, 569 nucleotides. Lineage: Eukaryota; Fungi; Glomeromycota; Glomeromycetes; Diversisporales; Gigasporaceae. The record is from the annotation of a GenBank genome assembly.